UUGGUGGCAUCUGCACGGUGAUUCAGACCAAAGCCAAAACCACAUUAGACGAAUGGGGGGAGAAUUACUUUCUCCUGGGCCCUUAUUUUGAGCACAACGUGAAGACGCAAGUGGAGCUCUGCGAACCUCCCAAUGCAGCCGUGAAGAAAGCGAUGGAUGUGAUCAAAGCCAAUGGCUACCAGGUCCAUUUUGGGAGAUGGCUGAUUGAAGGAAGCCCCUACGUGGUGCUCUUCGAUAUCGCAUCAGCCGCUUGGAAUCUGGACCGGUGGAAAGGGGAAUUCUGGGAAGCCAGCCAUAUCGGGAUUCCUUACCACGACCGAGAAGCAAACGAUGCCCUCAUCUUUGGAUCCCUCACUGCCUGGUUUUUGAAAGAGGUGCUGUGUUUGGGCCUGGCCUCCUCAUCUCUCUUUCUAACUGCAAGGGUCCACUUGGGAAGCUCAUCGCCUCUAGGGCUCCGGUAGCCUCUGAUGCUGGUGGCCCUGCAAGCACUCAGCCUGCCAUAUACAGGAGGGGAGGGCAGGGGAGAGGAGAGGAGAAGAGAAUGGAACAGAAAAUAUGGAAUAGAAAAUA
Molecule: messenger RNA, 570 nt
Organism: Thamnophis sirtalis
Lineage: Eukaryota; Metazoa; Chordata; Lepidosauria; Squamata; Natricidae
Source: RefSeq, a predicted model, not a curated record